AAUCGCCAGCCCUGGUCAGCAAUACAGAAGACCUUUGUACCACCCCCUCAAAAUCAAGAAACAAAAAUGGCCCGUGUUUUGGUUGGAGUUAAGCGUGUGAUCGACUAUGCUGUCAAGGUCCGCGUCAAGCCCGACAAGACUGGCGUUGUCACCCAGGGCGUGAAGCACUCGAUGAAUCCCUUCGAUGAGAUUGCCGUCGAGGAGGCCGUAAAAAUGAAGGAGAAGAAGCUGGCCACUGAGGUCAUUGCCGUGUCCGUGGGCCCAGCUCAGUCGGCGGAGGUUAUACGCACCGCCAUGGCCAUGGGCGCCGAUCGUGGCGUUCACGUGGAGGUGCCACAGGCCGAGUACGAGCUGCUGCAGCCCAUCCACAUUUCGAAGAUUCUUGCCAAGCUGGCGCUGGAUGAAAAGGCGGAUCUGGUGAUCCUCGGCAAGCAGGCCAUCGACGAUGACGCCAAUCAGACAGCCCAGAUGACCGCCGCCGUGCUGGACUGGCCUCAGGGCACCUUCUGCAACAAGAUCGAGAAGACGGACGCUGGCCUGACCAUCACCCGUGAAAUCGAUGGCGGCCUGGAGACGAUCAAAACCAAGAUACCGGCCGUGCUGAGCGCUGACUUGCGGCUGAACACGCCACGCUAUGCCACGUUACCCAACAUCAUGAAGGCCAAGAAGAAGCCACUGAAGAAGGUGACGGCCAAGGAUUUGGGCGUUGAUACCACGCCACGCAUUGAUAUUAUCUCCGUGGAGGAUCCGCCAGUGCGCCAGGCAGGUGCCACCGUGGCCGAUGUCGACGCCUUGGUGGCCAAACUGAAGGAGGGGGGCCACAUCUAAGCGAAAUUCUCUAAGAAUAAAGUGAUUGUAAGCUCAGACACACACAGACAGACAGGGUCAAGUCAACCUCAACGACUCGCUCGUCUCGACUUUUUUUUUCCGAAAACUCCUUUUCAGGAAAAUCUCGCUCAACUUGAGGCGGCCCAAAAAUGUGGAUUCAACGCCUUGCCCAAUAUGGCUUACCCAAUGGUAAAUGUUUUUCUAUUGUUUUUGUUUUAUUAGCGGUUCACAUAAAAGGAAAACUUUUGCUAAUACAUGUUUUUAUAGAGAGAGAGAGUAUAUAAAUUGUACAUAAAGAUAUA
Molecule: messenger RNA, 1130 nt
Organism: Drosophila subobscura
Lineage: Eukaryota; Metazoa; Arthropoda; Insecta; Diptera; Drosophilidae
Gene: Etfb
Product: electron transfer flavoprotein subunit beta
Exons: 4
Coding region: 67-828 (253 amino acids)
Cellular component (GO): cytosol
Molecular function (GO): electron transfer activity
Source: RefSeq, a predicted model, not a curated record